AAGAAAAAUAACAUCACACGCCAAAACUUCGCAUGACUUCGUAUUCAUAUCGACUACGGGAACGGAUCGUUGCGGUCCAGAUCCGCACGUAAUGACGAUGGCGAGCUGUACCGCGAGAUUGUUGCAGUGCUCGGUGAUUGCAGUGGUGGCGUUGUCGUUGGCCCGGCCCUGCCAAGGCAUGGCGUACACGGUGUUUCAGGCGGCCGUCGAGUACUAUCGGAUAUUGUCACCGGAACCGGCGGACGCGGUUAGGGACGCCACUUACGUCCGGCGGGAAUACGACUUCGUGGUGGUGGGCGCUGGUUCCGGUGGUUCGGUGGUCACCAACCGAUUGACCGAGGUGGCCGGAUGGUCGGUGCUCUUAAUCGAGGCGGGCGGCGAGGAGAACGCCAUGACCGAAAUCCCGUUGUUGGUCAGCUACCUGAUCGGUUCGGGAUUCGACUGGGGCUACCGGACCGAGCGCCAAGAAGGAAUAUGCGGUGCCAUGGAAGAUCAUCGAUGCCGGUGGCCGCGAGGUAAGACCAUGGGUGGAACAAGUGUAAUCAACUAUAUGGUGUACACCCGGGGCGUGCCGGACGACUAUGACCACUGGGCCCGGUUAGGCAACGAGGGCUGGAGCUACGCAGAUGUGCUACCUUAUUUCAAGAAGUCCGAGGACCUGAGACAGCGACCGCUGACCACGUACGGUCCCUACCACGGUCGUGGAGGGUACCUGAAAGUGGAGGAACCCUCUUGGAAGACCCCGUUAGGUCCGGUGUUUUUGAGAGCCGGUCGCGAACUCGGGUACAAGGCGCCUGCCGACCACAACGGUCCGCAGCCGCUGGGUUUCUCGUACGUGUUGGCCACAACGGACCGCGGUACUCGGUGUAGUGCGUCCAAAGCGUUCUUGCGGCCCAUCCGGAACAGGCCAAACCUGACCGUGACCAAGCGGUCGCUGGUCACUAAGAUACUCAUCGACCCGGAGACGAAACGUGCGUACGGCGUUAAGUUUGUCAAAAACAAACAAACGACGGUGGUGUACGCGCGCAAAGAGGUCAUAGUGAGCGCCGGGGCGCUCAACUCACCGCAAGUGCUAAUGCUUUCCGGCGUGGGCCCGGCAGACCAUUUGCUGGAAGUCGGCGUGCCCCUGAUCAAAGACCUCAAGGUGGGCUAUAACCUGCAGGAUCACGUAUCCAUGGCUGGUCUAGUAUUCCUGGUCAACCAGUCAGUAACCAUUGUGGAAAGCCGGUACCGGAACCCCAAGUACCUAGUCCAGUACGCUCUCAACGGUGAAGGGCCUUACACCAUACCUGGUGGCGCUGAGGCUUUAGCGUUCACGGCCACCCGUUACGCCGUGAACGGAUCCUCAGCUCCAGACAUGGAACUGGUGUUUGGCCCCGGGGCCCUGACCGGUGACACGGGCGGUUCGUUGCGCCGGUUGCUCGGCAUGAACGAAUCGUUUUACGACCAGGUGUACGGCAAGUUCAAGGAACACGACGCCUGGGGUCUGGUGCCUAUCUUGCUCAGGCCCGUCAGUCGCGGCCGUGUAAAACUUAGAUCGGCUAAUCCGUUUCACGCGCCGCUGUUCUACGCCGGCUAUCUGACGGACAGGCGGGACCGGGAAACUCUCAUCGAAGGCAUAAAACAGGUAUAUCGCGCAAUCGUAUUAAUGGUCUUGGUAUUUUUUUUACAAAAAGAAGUUUUUAAUUGUUAUAUUGUGCAUAAGCUCUGAAUUACAGCAGGUCACUAGGUUAGGUUAGGGUUCCUUCAUUGUUACGAUUCAAGUCAGAUAACUAUUAGUAGGUUAACAUUUUACAAGUUUAAAACGUCAUUCUCGUACACUGAUAGUAAAUUCAAAAAAUCGAGAAUAAUAUACUAACCGAGUUUGGGACACGUACCUAAAUACAAUCGAGGGCCCCUCCUAUAACCAUCUGGUCCCGAUGACUCCCAUUAAAUCCUGCAGGCAUGUAGGUUUAUUACAAACGAAAACGUUUAGUGAUUACAAAUUUUCAAUAUUUUAUUGAAACGCCCGUGGGAUUUACGAUUCUAUUUAAAUUACUUUUGCUCCUUGACAAAUGUCUGUAGAGUAAUAAUCGUGUAAUUUAUUUUCUCCGUUACCGUACCUAGAAAUGGGGUGCGUAUUAUAAUACGAGAUGACUGAUCCUAUAAUAUUAUGUAACAUAAUAAUAAUAUUCUAAUAUUGUUGCAUAAAAUGCAAAUUAAUUAUAAAUGCAAUCAACUCUGAAUGAAAAGCUAAAAGUAUUACAUUUUUUCGAAACAAUUUUUUUCGACAGUUGAAGAAACAAGCAAAUCUAAAAUAUUUUAUUUAUGUUAUUUUUGUCACCCAAACGACUACCUACCUUUGAUUUUCAAACGACAACCUAUAUGCAUUCAAAAUUCCAUAAAUAAAUCGAAUAUUAGUUUAAAUUAAUUUUCGUGUUGUAAUGUUCGAUUUCCGUCAACCCCCGUUGACGAGAUAUUCUGCUUUUAAGUUUCAGUAGAGGAACGUCAUUUGCGUGGCGCGUGGCGUUAGUCAAACUGACAAAUCGAAUAAACUUUUUAAACCGCAUCAGAGCGUUGCGUAUUAAACGUGAAUGUAUAUUGUAAAUGCAAGUUUAACUUAAUACUUUAACACGCACUGUAGCGAGAUAAUAGUUACGUAUGAUAAAUAUAAAUAUAAACGUUUAUGAUCUUAUUUCAUUUGAACAGCAGUGUGCGUAAUAACAAUAAUAAUGUUUAUCGGACGUAAAAUAAUUCGAUUCAAAACAGAGUGGGUAGUAGGUACCUUUAUUAUUGUACAAAUAGUGUUAUACAAUUAACUCGUUUUUGUCGACGAUUUCACUCAGAUUCGUAACUUGUUCGAUACCGGUCGUAUCGUUUGAAAAUAUGGCACGUGGUCCCGAGCGCGUCAUAUCCCGCUGCCUAAACGGUACGCGGGAUUUACACUCGGUGGAAGUGGGCGAAAUCGAACGUUAUAAACACCCUCUUUCCCCACGAAUAAAAAUAUCGAAAAAACGUAGUAAAAAAAAAAAAAAGUCAUACCGCUCGAAAUAAAUUUCGAAAUACCACAUUAUAAAAGAGGGCCCCGCCCUAUCCCUCGCUCAAUAUUACCAUCACUUCUGGAGGUAGGGAAGGAGGGCAUUCACGUUAAUAUUGUAUCAGAGAUUUUUAGAAUUGAGUUAGGGAUUAUUAGGUAUUAUUUUUUUCAGCGGCGUUACAAAGUCUUUUUUUUGAUUUAGCUCAAAUUGAUUCAAGCUCAAUUUAGCUUGAUUGAAUUUAGAAAAAAAACGAUAUUUUUUUUCUUCCCGUUCAUUCGACUUUUACUAGUCCGGUCGGUCAACUCGAAUUAGUUUAAAGGAACGAGCAGCAGUUUCAGCUGCUCCUCUCUAGUUUCAGUCUUGAUUUAAGAUUCUGAGUGAAGCUAGGAUCGGAUUUGGAUCGAUUUUUACUAUGUAUAAACAUCUUUUAUACCAAAAAUCGAUUUUCAAGUGUAGCACUUUUUCUGAAAGGGAAUUUUAUCUGAAAACUGAGAAUAACGGGAAAAUGUACGAAAUUAAUUAUUAUUAUUAUUAAUUAUUUAUUAAUUAAUUAAAAAUUUUUUUUGUUGUUGUGAUUUAGCUUAAAAUAUUUUUAGAAACUUGAAAUUUGAACAUAAAACUUAUAUUUACCAUUUAUUGACGUAAUAAUAUGUUCAAAACAUGUUAGCCAAUUUUGAGCUAUUGAUAAACAUUUUAAUUUUGUGAGUUUUUACGUAAGAUAGACGGUAGAUACUCUGUGGAUUAGAUUAUUCGAUUAAAAAGAAAUUCUAGACAAGUUAAUCAUAAGUCGUACUUUUGGGUCGAAAAAGGAAAAAAAGUGUAAUAUAGUAAUUCUUUUAGAAGAUUUUAACACCAAAUUUAAUGUUGACGAAAAUCUUAAAUAUUACGGCAUUUCAAAACAUGCAUAACCGAACUCCGCUCGGAAUCGAUUUUCGUUAACAAUGAAUAAUCGUUGCGUAUAAAUAUAAAUUAAAUUGCGCUCUACCUUCUCAAUUGAUUACCUACAACAGUAUACCGGUCUUGUUUUUGUUUUUUGUUUUUUGUUUUGGCUUUAACACUGUUUUCUUAGACCGUCUGUCACACGUGGCGCGUGUGCUGUCCAGCGAUGAACCCGUUUCACGCCGUAGAACGUCGGGCGGUAGAUAUUGCGAAACUUUGGUCUCGGGUAACCGAUCAAGACGCGGCGUCGAGUUCCGCGCCAAAAAUGAUAAUAAUUGGACCGUAAAACAUCGCAGGUGAACCCGAAGCCGUCGUUCCUACGUGGUGUACUGAUUGGGACCUUGGCGGGACCGAAAUGCCGGCGGCGGCCGACCGUGCGAGAACUCGGAGAACUCCGAAAGCCGGUUAUCGUGUCGACUCACUCGGCGGCCUUGUAACUGAUUUUAAACAUUUUCGGUUUACGCUUCUUUAGGAUAUCGUAAACGAUUAUAUUGUUAUGAUUGUGCAGCCGACGCCCGUUUGUGCGAAAUACCAUAAAGAAAAAAACCCUAUUAAAUAUAAGGAGAGUAUACUUUAUGUAUAGACGUGCCAUGGACCUUCCACCCAUAAACAUUUUUAUUUCUCAAUGAUAAUACUAAUAAUUAGUAAUUGGGUUAUACGUUGCGAUUAAGCACCUUUAGAAUACACCACAUCAGUAGCUUUAUUUGUUUAUCAGUUCGUUCAAGUUUCAGUCAUUUUGAUAUAAUCAUAAUUUUUAAUCACCCAUAUUAUAGCUUUAAAAUCUGACACCGUUCAUCGGACGGAACAAUUUGUACGUUUUCAAUGUCCAAUCGGUUCGUUGGUUUUGUGUUUAUUGCGACCAAUGAAGAAAAUCGCAUACAAACUUACAUUGCUUGAGACAUAUAUUAAAUAAUGAGCCUUGAUUGGUUAUAUUUCAAUUGAUAACAUGCAAAUAGUUUUAUAAUGAUGAUAAUGGCUUAAAAUCUUAUACUAUAAAAUACAACUGUAAUUAUGAAAAUAUCUGCACAGAGAAGACAGAAAUACAAUGUCAAAACAGAAAAGCCAAAAAAAAAAAAAUAAGUAUUUAAUAUACUUCACAGAAUUUAAAAAAAUAUUUUAUUAUUAUUUUCUCCUAGAGGAGAUCUUCCAGCUAAUAAGCGUUUACUAUUUUUUCUUACAACUAUUUGCAAUUGUUAUUGGCUGUACUUUAAUCUUAACAAAAUUUAUUUUUUUCAAAGAAAUGCAGUUCCAAGUUGUGCGCAAUUGUAUAAUUUUUUUAAACUGUGUUUUUAAACUUUAUUUCUGCUUUCUGUCCAAAUGUUUUCUUAAUCACAGUUGUAUUUUAUUUUAAAAUUUUAAUUCAUUAUCAUCAUCAUAGAACUGUUGGCAUGUUACCAAUUGAAAUACAAUCAAUCAGGGCUCUCUAUUUACUACGGGUCUCUAACAAUGUGUGAUAAACUUAUAUGCACUCGGUUCUGUGGCAUUGGCCUAAAGUUUCUUCGCACGGUUUUUUGCGCAUUUAAGCGCGUUACAUCGCGGCGGGAGCGGCGCCAGCCGUGUAGACGAUAAUCCGAUAAUAAUAUAAUAAUUUAUGCACUCUGCGGGUUAGGUUUAUAGCAGAUAUUUCGCAAAAUCGUGAGAUGAGAUCGAAAUUAAUUAUAUUGACGGGGGGAAAAAAAUACCUCUGAUAUUCGAUUGCUGGUUAAUAGCUUUUGCUCAAAGACGGUUCUAAAGUGCUAUAAUAAUAAUAUGAAUAUAUUGAAUGAGCUCAAACUCAGAAAUUAGAGUUAUUUUGUAGAUGGAUUGAAGUGAUGAUAUUUCGGUUGAAUUUUUACAGAAAUUUCAGAAUGCUGUUGCGGAAGGAGUUUUUUAAAUUUUUUAAAUCUCUAUGACGGUACGACUCUAUGAACCCUCAAAUGAAGUUAGAUAAUUGACAUUUUGUAUAUGCAUGGUGUAACUAUCAAGGGCGUGCCUUUGGGCGUUUCAGCUUUUAACCCCUCCCCGACCAAUUAUAUGCCCAAAUUCCAUAUGUUCACAGAAAAUACCAAUUUUUAAUCCUAAAGUCUAAAAUGUCGUAAAACUCCGACAACCAUAACCAGAUUAAUUAUAUAUAUAUAUAAAAAAAAAAAUAUUGCAACAUUGACAAGUCGGUUGGAGGAAAAUCCGACUCUAACGACAGUGCUCUGCUACGCAAGGGUGUUUUUUUAUUUUUAAAGAAUUCUUUUUAAAAUGUUUCAUUAUGUUUUGUAUUGCCUUCAUUUUGAAUACAUUUUUUUAUAAAGUAUUCAACUACUGAUUUAAAAAAAAAACUAAAAAUAAGAUGUUUGUUCAUUUGACCGCAUUCAUACACGUGAGUUAUUAUUUUCGGAAUCUAUUAAUUAAACAGUGAUACUCGUCGAUGAUGUAUCGAGUAUAUUAUAGGUAUAUACCCAAAGAUGUACGACUGCCGCAGUUAUCAUCGUCACGGGAUAAUAUUAAAGUCUUGAUGUUUUUCCUGCAACGUUUUUAUUAUUUAAUUUUCUUAUAUUAUCUAUAUUAUGCGCACUUUCGUCAUACUCUGCGCAUCUGAUUUUGUAUACAUUACAAACUAUACCUAUUAAUACAUAAUAUUAUUACGACACUAGAAAGAAGUUGCAUACGUAUUUUCAAUUGCUACUUUGUUCAAUUACUGUUACCGACAUAUUAAGAAAUAACUCUUAAAAGACCGCUGUUUUUUCCUUUUACUGAAAAGUAGAUUGAGCUGAUGUUUGAUGUUCUUUUUGUUUUCGGUCUAGAAUAAAAAUUUAAUUAAAAAGCUAUUUUAUGGAUACUUUUAAAACUUCGUUUCAUUUCGAUGUUUUGCAGCUUGUAAAAAAAUAAAAUAAAACUAUAGUGUGAAAAAUUGACUUGAAAACAUUUGGCUACCAAAUAAUGAUGUGUAUUCGAAUAUUCGAAUAUCAGUAAUCGACACUACAAUUAAUAAUAUUGAUAAAUAUUAAAAAAUAAAUCAAAUAAAUAGUAUAAGAUUUCUCAUGGAAAAAUGGCUUAAAAAAAGUUAUUGUAAUAUUUAAUUACUGAUAUUCAAAUAUCUGAAUAUUCGAAUUAUUUAAGGUAAAACUAUUCAAAUUCAAAUAUUCGAAUAAUUCCCAUCACUACUAGGUACCUACGUACGUAUAUUAAAUGUGAUUAAAUAAUUUCAAAUUUAUUUCGAUUGAGAAAUAAAAAAUUAAAGAUCCUGAAUUAAUCUAUAUUCUUCUAAUUAUAUUCGAAAAUUAAAAAAAAAAAAAAUUAUCUUACAGUGAAGAACUUUGAUUACCUACCUAUGUAUGGUAGUAUACGUCUGAACAGCAAACAUUAUAUACAAAUUCUUACAAAACAAUAAAUAGACUGUGCAUUUUAGUCUUUUUGUGUUUAAAAUAUCAUCCAAGUACACGAUGAUCCAAAAUAUGGUGAUUAUUUAAACAUUUACAUAUUUUUUUAAAAAUAAUUUUGUUUUUAUUAUUUAUGAUGGCAUUCUUAUUAUAUUUUUACUAUUAUAUAUACUCACAUUUUUCAUUAUGUUCGAUGUACGCGUAUAAUACAAAUGGUCCUAUACAACAAUCGUCGCAUAUACAGUUAACCUUGGUCCGCAUAUUUGAUUACGAACGAAUUGAAAAAUGACAUUAAACUAAAAGCAUACCAGCGUUUAUAUCGAUUAUAAAAAAAAAACCGAGACUUGACCUAAAAUACUUGUAACUUCAACACAAUAGCCCGAUAAAUAAUAUUAACAUACACGACAUCGCCUACUCCUAUUUAUUAUUUAUUAUAUAUCUGCUUAAUAUAGUUAAUCGUGUUGCAAAUUUGAUUUUAGAACGCUCAUUUCAGUUAAAAUUAUUCUAGGCCGUUUAAAACCAUCGCCGCUUCCAAAACGUCUCUCUAUAUUUCUUUAUAUCAGGGGCGGGCAACACAAUGUUACUAAAGGGCCAAUUUUUAGAACUUUAAAAUUUAGCGGGCCAACGAACAUAGAAAGCAAAACAAAAGUCUAUAAAGUUUAAAAUUUACACUUUUUUUAUAUUUAAUUAUUUAUACAUCAUAUGAUAUUUAUUAGUUUAUUUGAAAAUGUAUGUAAUGUAUGUAAUGGCGGACCGCCAGUUGCAGAGCAGAGCAGUAGAAAGAAUUAAACUGUAUUGAUCGAGUUAGCUUUGAUGAGUAGGUGUAGUUAUGUGUAACAUUGAAGGUCCUUGAAAUAUCGACGUUAAAUCAAAUACAGUGUCACGAUAAAUCGGGUAACGCGGUAAUGAUCGAAUAAAUACGAGUAGAAACGCGAUAAAUUGCAAUUAUGUAAGUAUUAUAUAUAGGUAAAACCUAUAUAAUUGCAAUUUAUAAUUAUAUAUAGGUAACUAUAAAUAAAUUCAAAACGACCAAAAUUUUCGUUCGGAUAAUAACGAUAAGAAUUAACUAUAUGUUGUUAUAACUGACACAGUAUUUGCAAUCGGUAAAUCGCCAUAAAAAAAAAACACAUCGGUGUUAAGAGUAAAAGCGGAGUAUGUUACGGUUACAAGGAUAAUAUAAUGCGUGUCAUACCUAUCGAUUUAAAUUUCCAUGUACUUAAAAUGUUAACAUUAUAUUACUAGAUUAAGUUAUUGGAUUAAGUCGAACGUGAUAAUUUGAAUGGAAGGACGUUUAUGGUAUAACAGUUCACAAAAGACAAAACAAAACAUUUCUUUAAAAUCUAAUCUACGGAUAAUAUAUUGUACAGAAUCACACAUGGGAACUCGGUUGAAGGCGCCUUACUACUUGCCAAUAUUAUUGUAUAGUUACUUUGAUUCAAACAUUGUCUAUCACGAUAACACGGUAUUGGUGCCGAUUAAACUAUCCCGGUCGGCAUAUAAAUAUUACAAUAAAAUGAAUUACUCGGAGACUUCACGUUGCGACUGAAUAACGUGGCCCCGACUGUUUGAAUUCGUUUUAGUUUAUAAUCUUUUGAAGAUGACGUGAAAUAGACAAUUAUUAUUAUUUGAGUUUAUUCAGCCUUUACCCGGACCGUCCCGUCUUAAAAAUAAUUUUCCAGCUAUCUCCUAUUCAUCGCUGAAACCGUUCAACUUUUGAUUCACUCCUAAAGCUUCCACAUAUUUUUUUACUAUGUCUUCCCACCUCAUUCUCGACCGUCCUCAAAAGUAUUUUUCGUAUAUCCGUUUCUGUUCCAGCACUGUCGUAAUGGUAGUGAAUUCGGUUUCUUCACGCAUGUCCAGCUAAUCAGAAUGUAUCCUUUUUGAUGGUUUUCAAUAUAUUAUUUUCUUCGAACGCUCUGUGUAUAGCUCCCUGUUUUUCCUUUGUCUCCGCAAUCCGGCUAUUUUAUCCAGAGAUUUUCCGCUAUAAUUUUCUCUCGAGUGCCAGAUAUUAAUUAUAUUUGUCUGUUUUUCCCUCCGUAGCUAAAUUCCAGAUCCGUACAGCAUUACUGGUCGUAUUGAAUGUGUAGUAUUAAGUAUUAAUAUAAAACUGUUUUUUCAUUUCUCUUGAUAGUGAUCGUAAACUUUAUAAACUAAAAAUGGUCAAUUUGAUUUAUGUUUUAUAUGUCAACAAUAUACAUACUGGAUUAUCGUUUCCCUAUAAUCUGGUACACACACGUAUACUCAGUUUUCUUUUUGUUAACCAGUAAUCCUACUUUUAAUGGUGUAUUAUUAAAUCGUAACAGCCGUGUGCAGAGGAGGGCAAAGGCCUAACUGUCCCAAUCCCGAAUAAAGAUUUUUUAUUUUUUUAUGACGGUUUUCUGUGCAGGCGGUGGCUGUGAGCCAGACUCAAGCGUUCCAGAAAUACGGGUCCAGACUUUUGCCGAUACCUUUCCCAGGCUGCGAACACGAGGUCUUUAUGUCGGACGCAUACUGGUGGUGCGCCACCGGACUGGUUUCGACCAAUCUCCAUCAUCAGUCUGGCACGUGCAAGAUGGGACCGGAUUCGGAUCCGGAAGCGGUGGUCGAUCCCCAGCUCAAGGUUCGCGGCAUCAAGGGCCUUCGGGUGGUCGAUACGUCCAUCAUGCCCGUCAUACCGGCCGGCCACACCAACUCGAUGGCGUUCAUGAUCGGCGAGAAAGCGGCCGACAUGAUCAAAGGCGAUUGGCUUAAAUAAUGUGGAAUGGCCUCCGGUUGUAGCAUAAACUUUGUAUUUGUAUUAUCGUAAUGGUCACUGGUUAAAUUAGGUAUCGCGAGUAACCGAUGUUUAUGGCCUAGCCGGAGAUUUCAUCCUCCGACAAUAGAUACCUAAACUUUCUUGCAAUUUUAUAAAUUACUUAAUUUUUAACGACCAAUAGUAAUUAUUAAAUCAGCAACGAACAAAACGUUUUCAAUGUUAGUUGAACCGAAUUCAAUAUGUAAUUCGAUUGCAAUUCGCAAAAACUCCAAGACGAAUUUAAUUAGAAUUUUAUUCAGAAAAAUAAUUUUUAUAAUCAGAAAUAAUACAAUAUAAUUAUUAUUUGGUCGUUUGAAUCGAUUAAGUAUAGGUAAUUAAAAAAAUCGAGAUGGUUUUCACGGUGAUCUCAUUAUUUGGAAAUACGAUUAUUAUUAUUAUUAUAUUGAUAAAAUAGUAAACUUUAUACUCGUUUAUAACAGUAAAGAAAUGAUGCAAAUUUAUAUCUAAGAUUAUAAUUAUAUACAUUUCGUAACUACUUAGUUUCGAUAUAAUUAUAAUAACAAUUUUAAUAUAGACACAAUCAACAAAAUACACAAUUGAAUAUAAAAAAAAAAAACGUCAUGCACUACGUAACGAAACUUAUUAUUAACGAAUAAAAAAUUUCAAUAGGAAAUACCAAAAUAACGUAUCUGAAAAAUCUCCUUUUUUCUCCUUCGCCUUCAUAAAUAUGAAGGCGUAUAACACGUUUUAGAAGACAAACACAAUAUAAGCUUAAAAAUAGAUUUAAAUAUAGAUAUUACACGAUCAAAACCGUAUAUGCAUAAAUAAUGUCCCACCAGUAAAAAAAAUUAUAAUACAUUAAACAUCCGAAAAUCAGAAUAUUAUAAUACGUCGAUUUGUAUUAGAUAAUGACAACAACCCUUAUUAUUAGAUCGCAACACACGAACGUUUUUUGUACACAUUUAUAUUUUCGUAUUAUAUGUUAUAUACCUACAUAUUUGUUAUUUAUUAGUUUUCAUUUGAUGUCCCGACCGCAACAAGGAAUACAUUAGCUUUAGGUUAAUAAUUACUCUUUGAAUUUGCACAAUUUCUUUACUGAUUAUAUAUAAUAAUUAUUUUUCGAUCGCUUUUAGUUCGACGUUUUUUGAAUAAACACCAAACGGAUUUAUAUAUUCGUUGGACAUGUAAAAUAUUCACGUUAUCAUUGCGAUAAUGAUGACCGAACUACAAUAUUGUUUCAAAGAUAAUAUAGUCGUUAAUAUUAAUUAUUAUUUAUUUAAAACUCAACGAGUAUAUACUAUGUUAUUCGGGUGAUAAUAUUAUUAUUUUUAAGGCCAGUUCUGGUGAGUGGGGAUUAUGUCUACGAGACCGGCAUUUGUAGUUACAGUGUAAAACCACUGAAGUUAAAUAUUAUAUUCGUCUUCUUCGUUAGCUUGAUGUAUGUUAUUUUUAGGUUCUUCACCGCAGCCACCAAUCAUCUCUAUCUAUCCUCAUCAGUUGCUAGUUUUUCAGCAUUAUUUACUCCCGUCAACAAGUUUCGGUCCUUUUUUGCUCUGCUGUCCAUCCAUUUCUGUUUUGGCCGUUCUAUAUAGUGAUCUCUUACGCUUUAAGCUCCAUUUCACUAUUUCUCGUAUAAGGCGUAUCUGUAUUCUUUUAUUAUGGUGUUAAACCGGAAAAUGCAUACUAAAUUAAAUACGAGACGAAUAAACUAAUGUGUAUUAUUCCUAGUGGGAUUUAAGUUAACUAAUAAUACUAUGGGAAAAAUGUA
Molecule: messenger RNA, 11808 nt
Organism: Cinara cedri
Lineage: Eukaryota; Metazoa; Arthropoda; Insecta; Hemiptera; Aphididae
Source: the annotation of a GenBank genome assembly